AUGUUGUUUAUGAGAAGUAAAGUAAUUUUCCUUCCGGUCAUUAAUAAUAUGCACGUGGCGGUUAUAUUCUCAAAGCUCCAUUUUCAUUUCUCGCCAUCAUCUAUCUAUCUAUCUAUCUAUCUAUCUAUCUAUCUAUCUAUCUGUUUGUUCGCAUCUAUCUCGGUCUAUUCAUAUCUAUCUAUCUAUCUAUCUAUCUAUCUAUCUAUCUAUCUAUCUAUCUAUCUAUCUCAGUUUGUUCGCAUCUAUCUAUCUACCUAUCUUGGUCUAUUCAUAUCUAUCUAUCUAUCUAUCUAUCUAUCUAUCUAUCUAUCUAUCUAUCUAUCUAUCUAUCUAUCUAUCUCAGUUUGUUCGCAUCUAAGUAUCUAUCUCGUUCUAUUCAUAUCUAUCUAUCUAUCUAUCUAUCUAUCUAUCUAUCUAUCUAUGUCGGUUUAUUCAUAUCUAUCUAUCUAUCUCAGUUUGUUCGCAUCUAUCUAUUUUUCUACCUGGCUAUCUCAGUCUGUACAUAUCUAUCAAUCUUUGCUCGUAUGUAUGUAUGUAUGUAUGUAUGUAUCUAUCUAUCUAUCUAUCUAUCUAUCUAUCUAUCUAUCUAUCUAUCUAUCUUAA
Messenger RNA from Acanthosepion pharaonis, 603 nucleotides. Lineage: Eukaryota; Metazoa; Mollusca; Cephalopoda; Sepiida; Sepiidae. The record is from the annotation of a GenBank genome assembly.